This is a messenger RNA of Cooperia oncophora, 228 nucleotides long. The record is from the annotation of a GenBank genome assembly. Lineage: Eukaryota; Metazoa; Nematoda; Chromadorea; Rhabditida; Trichostrongylidae.
AUGGCGUGCCCUGUGGAGCUGUCCUGUUUUUCAACGACUCAGCAGCCGACGCCGAAGAAAAUGUCGUUCUUCGAGGGAGUUGCGGUUGCCCCACCUAUUGAGGUGUUCUUCAUGAACAAAAUGUACAUGGAUGAGACAGAUCCCAACAAAGUGAACCUCACCGUUGGAGGUUGGUUAUCUCGAAAACUUCGAAAUUCGGUUGUAUUUGCCUUCAGCAGUUCUUGCUAA